This is a messenger RNA of Glarea lozoyensis ATCC 20868, 822 nucleotides long. RefSeq names its product 14-3-3 protein. The coding region runs from base 1 to 822 and encodes 273 amino acids. Gene Ontology annotation, cellular component: cytoplasm. The transcript has 5 exons. The record is from RefSeq and is a predicted model, not a curated record. Gene Ontology annotation, biological process: signal transduction. Lineage: Eukaryota; Fungi; Ascomycota; Leotiomycetes; Helotiales; Helotiaceae.
AUGACCACUGAAACCUUCCUCGCGAGGCUCUGCGAGCAGGCUGAGCGCUACGAUGAAAUGGUUACAUUCAUGAAGGAGGUUGCCAAGUUGGGCGGAGAACUCACCGUUGACGAGCGAAACCUUUUGUCCGUCGCAUACAAGAACGUUGUUGGAACUCGACGUGCGUCUUGGAGAAUCAUCUCCUCGAUCGAGCAGAAGGAAGAAUCCAAGGGUACCGACAAGCACGUAUCUACGAUCCGAGACUACCGCCAGAAGAUUGAGACCGAGCUCGAGAAGGUCUGCCAAGAUGUCCUCGAUGUCUUGGAUGAGUCUUUGAUCCCAAAAGCCGAGUCUGGAGAGUCCAAGGUCUUUUACCACAAGAUGAAGGGCGAUUACCACCGUUAUUUGGCCGAGUUCGCUUCAGGCGAGAAGCGCAAGGUUGCUGCUACCGCGGCUCACGAGGCUUACAAGAACGCUACCGAUGUCGCUCAGACUGAACUCACACCAACCCACCCAAUCAGACUGGGUCUCGCCCUCAACUUCUCCGUUUUCUACUACGAGAUUUUGAACUCACCCGACCGUGCCUGCCAUCUUGCGAAGCAGGCAUUCGACGAUGCUAUCGCUGAGCUCGAUUCCCUUUCAGAAGAGUCAUACCGGGACAGCACGCUCAUUAUGCAACUCCUCCGAGACAACCUCACACUCUGGACCUCUUCGGAUAGUGGCGAGGCUGAGGCCGCUGCUCCAGCUGAGGCACCAAAAGAUGACAAGGCCCCAGAGGCUGAGAAGACUGAGACCGCCGCUGCCGAGCCAAAGACUGAAGCUACUCCUGCAACUGAAUCUUAA